This is a messenger RNA of Elaeis guineensis (African oil palm), 6850 nucleotides long. NCBI's taxonomy places the organism in Eukaryota, Viridiplantae, Streptophyta, Magnoliopsida, Arecales, Arecaceae. The record is from RefSeq and is a predicted model, not a curated record.
AUUUAAAGCUCCCAAAAACCCAACCCCCUUUCUCUCUUGUUCCUCUCCCAUUUCCCCCUUCUCGUUCGUCCCCCCUACUCGAGAUUUUUUUUUUGUUUUUUUACUCCGAAAAUCUCACCUUUUUCUCCCUUUCUCUCUGUCUCUUUCGCUUUAUUUCUCUCUUUGAAGUCCUUCUCCGUCGCUGGAAUCCGGUGGAGGCGCUGCUGAAAGGACUGGAACCCCCCGGAUUUCUUCGACCAGGUGGGCGGAGCUCGUUCCAAUCCUUGGAAUUUCUUUGAAUUCGGUGCUUUUUUGGUUUUAGGGUUUGUCUUGGUUUUUGUAGAUUAGAGCAUUCCGGUUUCCUGAUUGAAGCCGUAUGGAUCCUUUUUAGGGGCUUUCUGCUUCUCUGUUCGAUUGAUUGGAACUGUUCUUAUGGAUGUCUUCGUCGAAGAAAGGAGAAGGGGGGAGUGGUGGAGGGCCUGGCGAUGUUGCAGGCGGUGGCUCGGUGAACGAGGAUAAGCUUUUGGAGUCUGGUGAGCGUGUGGCUUCUACUCGGCGGACGGCUGGACGUGGAGCCGUUCAGAACGGGGGCAGCUCUGCCUUGAACAAAAGGAGUGGUAGGGAGUGGAAAACAUGUUUCGAGGAGAUACGAGCUGGGAAAAGGAGGGUUUUGAGAUCGGAUGUGGCCAGGAUAAGGGCAGAGGCUGAAGCUGCUAGGAAGAGAUCUGAGGAAGAGGGUGGUCGUGGAGUUGAGCAGGAUGAUGAUUGCUUCGAAAUCAGUUUCCAGAACGGUUCGGAUUGGAUAAAAGUUGGAGAAGAUGUCAAAGCUGAGAAAAAAGAAAAUUUGAAGUCAGAGCUUGCCGAUAAAACAGAAGAGUCUGACACCCAUAUGGAGAAUGGCACUGAAGAGACUUUGCUUAAUGAUGAUCAGCUCAGGAGCAACUCUUCCACCAGGAAAAGAGGAGAAGGAGAGGAGAUGGAGGCUGAGAAGGAGAGGCUUGCAAAGUCAUGUGUUCUUGAGCAGAUGGAAGAUCCUGAUGCUGAUGAGCAAAAAACUGCGGAAGCGUCUGACAUCAGUGAGAAGAAAGCUAUCAAAGUGGCUGAAGCUGAGAAGAAGAAAAUUACAGAAGAGUCUGACUCUGGUAUGAAGAAAGUUACAGAAGAGGCUGGAAGUGAUGAGAGGGAACUUACAGAAGUGUCUGAUACUAGCUUGAAGAAGGUCACAGGGGAGGUUGCUUAUGGAGCUUACCAAUACCAGAGCAGCUGUUCCCUUAUUGAAAGGAAUGGCAGAGAGCAGAUAAAAUGUGGAGACUUGAAAGAAGUUGAGAUGAGUGGAACAAUGGGUUUGGAUGCUGCCAAGAAAAGGGAAGAGGAAGAUACUUGUGGUAAUGAAGUUAUGGACUACAAGGCUCCUGAAGCUGAUGGGAACACAAACAACUCCAUUAACGAAAGUAAUGGAAUAAAGUGGAUGAAGUGCAAGGAGACCGAAGUUAACAGUACGCGAGUUCCAUGGCCGGACAUUACCAAGGCAAAGGAAGAGGGUAAACCUGAUUGCAAGGAAGUUGGAGAAGAUACCGACACUAACUUGAAGAAAGUUAUGAAGGAAAAUGACACAGAUAAGAGUGAAGCUACAGAAGUGACUAUUCCCGAAGCUGACCAGCAUGGAAAGAGUGCCACCAUCAGCAGGAGGAGUUGCACAGAGCAGAUGAAAUGCAGCAAUGAGUUUGAAGUUGAGAAGAAGAUUAUGAAGCUGGAUGCCGCAAACCAGAGGGGAGAGGUGGAUAUUGUUCGACAAGAAGUUUCAGAAGAGGCUGCUUCUGGAGUUCAACACAACAGGAUAACCAUCACCAGUAAAAAUAAUAAUGUGAAUCAUGAAAAUGAAGUUGAGAAGAGAAUUACUAGAUCUGCUUCUGCCAAGCAAAGGAAAGAGACUGACAAUGAAAAGAAAAAGGUUAAAGAAAAGGCUGGUGCAGAUAAUAAUGAAGCUACAGAAGAAUUUGUUCCUGGAGCUGAUCAAAAUAGGAACAUCUCCGCUGUUCGCAAAAGGAUUGGUAUGGAGCAAAUAGCAUGUGAGGAAGAGAUUAAUAUUGAGAAGCAGAUUGUGGGAAUGGAUGAUGCCAAUCACAGUAAAGAGGCUAGAUCCUGUAGGAAAAAAGUUAAAAAGGAGGCUGGUUCUAGAAUUGAUGCUGAAGACAUGGAACAGAUAAAAUGCAUGGAAACUAAACUUGACAAUAAGCGAAUUAUGGGGUUAAAUGUUGCCAAGCGAAGGAGAGAAACUAUCACCCAUAAGAAGAAAGUUAUGAAGGACUCUGUUUCUGGAUUCACUCAGAACAAAAUGGGCUUCUCCAACAGCAAAAGCCAUGACCCAGAACAAAUAGGUUUUGAGGAGAUCAAAAUUAAGAAUAAUGCAUAUAUCAAAUCAAACAAAGAGAAACAGAAAAAGGAGAUGGACACUAUCAACAAGAAGGUCAUGAAAUCUGUGUUGAACAAAAGGAGAGGCAGAGAGACAUCCAAUUCUGAAACCACCAUGAAGAAAAUCAAAUCAGAGUCUUUAAAAUAUGGACGUGACAGAACUGAGGAAUUCAGUGGGAAAAAAAUAAACUUUGAUUCUUCAAACCGCCGGGAUUUGGGAUGCAAAUCAGCAGUCCCUGCUACUGGACCGAAGGAUGGCCUGGAUGAGAAGACCAUGCUCAGGAGCACUAGGGGUCAAGGCAGGGCGGCUAGUAACAAAAAGGUGGAUGGGUUGGAGAAAGCCCACGUUCUAAGUGAAGAUGGUGAUAACAAAAGGAACAGAGGAUUUCCUGUGGGCAGUCACAGUAUAUCAAAACGCAGAAUCCUUUCUGUAAAAAGAGAAGGAUUAACAAAACCUCGUGGGGUUAAAAUGGAGCCUAAAUCUUUAUCUCCACAAGUAGCACCUCUAAAUUUGAAAUCUUCAAAUGGCAAGAGCAAGGUAAUGGUCAAACAAGAGAGUAGCUCUAUCCGUCUCAGCAAGAAGAACAAAGGUACAUCAGGUGAAGGACGGAAGGAGGCUAAAGACAAAGUCAGGGACCAGAUAAAAAAUAUACUUCUAAGUGCUGGCUGGAGAAUAGAUUUAAGGCCCAGGAAGGGCAAAAACUAUGAAGAUUCAGUUUACAUAUCUCCUCGAGGAUCAGGUUAUUGGUCCAUCACAAAAGCCUAUGAAGUGUUUCAAAUGGAAUUUAAUCAUACACAUAAUGAUAAAGCCAAGGAUGUAUCUAGAAGUUCUUCCAAGUCAUCUAAAAGGAGUGAAGGUUUGGGUUUUCCUUUUUCUGCCAUACCCAUAGAGGAUCUCAGCAUGCUGAAGAAAAAAAUUGUGAAGAGAAGCAAGGAUGAACUUAAGAAAGGUAAAAAGAAGCUCGGAGAUGGCAGCAGAAGUAAAAAAUCAAAGAAAGCUGGCAAACUAAAGUAUCUAAAGAACAAGGAUUAUAAGGGGGAGACCAAGGGAAAGGUAAAGGAGAAUGACACCGCUGGUUCAGGGUCAAAGGGUAUUACCGGUCAUGCACCUAAAAAACCACAUUCUGGAAGGUAUAAAAAAAGGCGAGGAUGUGCUCUGUUGGUUCGUGGAUCUAAGCAAGACAGAGAAACUGGAAGUGAUGGUUAUGUUCCAUAUGUUUGGAAACGUACCAUUCUCUCCUGGAUGAUUGAUCUGGGAAUUGUCUCAUCCAAUGGUAAGGUAAAGUAUAUGAACCAGAAGCACACAGAGGCAGUGCUGGAGGGCUGGAUCACCAGGGAUGGCAUUAAGUGCAACUGCUGUAAUAAGAUCCUUGCAGUCUCAAAGUUUGAGAUUCAUGCUGGCAGCACACUUGCUCACCCAUACCAAAACAUAUUUGUAGAGGAGACAGGGGUUCCCCUUUCUCAGUGCUUGCUAGAUGCCUGGAAGAAGCAGGAUGAAUCUGAACGUCAAGGUUUCUACACUGUAGACAUUGACGGUGAUGACCCAAAUGAUGAUACUUGUGGCAUCUGUGGAGAUGGUGGGGACUUGAUCUGUUGUGAUAGUUGUCCUUCAACAUUCCAUUUGAACUGCUUAGGCUUUCAGAUGCUUCCUCCUGGUGACUGGCACUGUAUGAACUGUUCAUGUAGAUUUUGUGAGGUAUCUUCUGGUUCUGAUGCCCAAGAAAAUGGUGGUACUGUUCCCCAAUUACUCACAUGUUCCCUAUGUGAGGAGAAAUAUCACCAAACAUGCAUUGCAAAGUUAGAUGAUGUUUCUGUUAGUUCCAGUUAUUCAUUGGUUCCCUUCUGCAGAUGCAGUUGCAAAGAGAUUUUUGAGCGAUUGCAGAGACUUCUUGGGGUCAAGAAUGACUUGGAAGCAGGAUUUUCAUGGACUCUCGUUCAACGUUUUGAUGAGGACUCACCAGAACCAGCAUGUGGACUAGAUCAAAGAGCUGAGUGCAAUUCCAAGAUUGCCGUUGCACUUGCAGUUAUGCAUGAAUGUUUUUCACCUGUUAUUGAUCAGAGAAGUGGCAUCAACCUGAUUCAUAAUGUCAUAUAUAACUGUGGAUCCAAUUUCAAUCGACUUAACUUUCGUGGCUUUUACACUUUUAUUUUGGAGCGUGACGAUGAAAUUAUCUCUACAGCAUCCUUGAGAAUUCAUGGAACCAGAUUGGCAGAGAUGCCUUUUAUCGGGACCCGGAAUAUGUACAGGCGCCAAGGGAUGUGCCGCCGCCUUCUGGCUGAAAUUGAAUCAGUUCUCUUUUCUCUCAAUAUUGAAAAGUUAGUAAUACCUGCUAUAUCUGAACUACAAGAGACCUGGACUAAGAUCUUUGGCUUCCAGCCUCUUGAGGUUUCACACAAACAAGAAAUUAGGUCUCUAAAUAUGGUGGUUUUUCCUGAAACUAGUCUAUUACAAAAACCAUUGUUGAAGGAGGAUUCCACUAAUCAGAGUAAGACUGCAGAAGGAGUUGACAAGGCUGUCCCUGAAAGCAAGCAUCAUCAUACACUAGAAGUAGCAAAUGAAUCUUCGUUCUGCUCUUUUGUCGAGUCUGUGCCCCAGGCUGCUAUUGUGACCACUGUCCAAUGUGAACAUGAAAUCAAACAAAGAGAAUCUAUGAAUGGUUGCACUGUCUCCACUUUUGAUAUGUCAGUUGAAUCAUCAGAUGCGCCUUGUGGAUCUAAAUUUGAAGCUUCUGAUUACAGACCUUUGGAGACUGCUGCUGAUGAGGACUUAAUGUUGCAUCCUAAGGCAGUUUCUAAUGAGGAAUCUAUGGUGAGAAGUAAAUUUCAACCUGAUACUUCUAUUGGAACUGAAACUAGUUUGCUUUGCCUGGGCACCAAGCAUGCUAAGAAUAAUGCGAAAAUUGUGGAAGCUGGGAUUUCAAGGGACUUGCUUGAUAUUAAUGGAACUUCAGGGGAGUAUAUCAUUGAUAGCAUAUGCACAUCUCCCGUUGUUAUUGCUUCUAAUUUACAAGAUUCUUGUACGAAAGAUGCAGUUAACUUUCCUGCUAAUGAUGGAAACCACAAUCCAAAAGAUCAGAUCGCUAAUCCUCGACCUAACUGUCAGGUUUUUGAUGAGGGCUCAACAUACAGUAAUUCUGAAAUGGUUGCUGAACCAUUAAACGCCAUAAACCCACUACAUAUGACUUCUCUUCCAGAGCCCGAUGUUCAUUCCGAUGGAGGGGUUACAGUAGUCAUUUCUCACAAGACAAAUGAUGAUGCAGGUCAUGCAGAACGAAGUCCUCAUGCUUUUAGUGAAGGUUCUGCUAAUCAUGCUAUUGAGAAGUUCACAUCUCUGAAUCCUGCAAGCGAAUCAGACUUCUUAUCUUCGAGUGGGCUUAAAAGUUCCAAGAAGGUAGCUAGUAACUUACCUGAUUCUUCCAAUUGCCUAAUGAUCUAACUUCUGAUGUGGCUUAUAACAAUCUGCAAAUGGUAGCAAGGGAUUCUGCUCCGAUUGUUCCUAGUAUUAAUGGUUCCUGUGCUUUCACAAAGAGCAGUCAGCUUGACACUUGCAGCAUGAUGGUUGACAAUGCUCGAGUUGUACCUGCUCAACUUUCUGUUAUUCGGUCAUCUCAAGAACAGCCUCUUUGUGCUGCUUCACAGUUGGUCUCGAAGCCUCUAGAUAAUGGUCUUAGAUCUACUUUUCAAUCUUCUAACAUGAGCAAUGUACAGCAUUAGUUCUAAGUUUAUAUAUGGUUCCCCUUACUACUUUUGGUGUAGCUCCUCUAUCUGCUGGUGGAGUGGACAUUUUGGAGGGACAUACUGUGGUUAGUGUCCGAGCAGGCCAAGUUUCUUGUUCUGAGCCUUGAUUCUGCUGAUUAAAAUUGUGGAUGGUGACAAUCUAUAAUUUUGUUCCUUGUGCUCUGUGAACUUGAAGUAUGACUCUGCAGUUGUCAGAUUCGUUGUGCAUGGACACAUCUUUGCAUUCUUACGUGGUUCAACUGAAAUUUGUGUCAAAACUUUUGCCAUCUGCUACCCAAGUCUUUUAAAAUAUCUUCAGUGGAGCUCCUUGUGCUGGUUGAGUUUAUUGCACCAUCAUGAAGUCCCAACAAGCCAAAUGCUUAUGGUAAUUUGUAGUGGUGGUGCUUCAUUUCUUUGGACAAGGCAUACCAGAAUGUUGGGGAUGAGCUCGAAGAGUCCACUCUUAUUCAAAUUGCAAUGCAUGUGUAAAGCAGGCAACAGAAAAUAGCUAACUUUUUUUUUUUUUUCGGUUGUAUACAUUUACUGAAGAUUGUUGGAUAUUAUGAUCUGAUGAAAAUCAUAGUUUUUCUUGGUUUUUUUCAUUCUGUUGAAUAAUAGCAUUGUUGGUUGCCAAAUUAUGUGAUGAAUGAGUUAUUGUAUUGUUUAUUUGGAAAAAGGGGUGGCCUCACCGUAUCCUAGAGCUAUGGUAACCCAUCCUUUCCCUCACCUUUGGCCCUUGCAA